Messenger RNA from Coregonus clupeaformis (lake whitefish), 624 nucleotides. Its product is annotated as transmembrane protein 272-like. The transcript has 5 exons. Bases 55 to 588 code for a protein of 177 amino acids. NCBI's taxonomy places the organism in Eukaryota, Metazoa, Chordata, Actinopteri, Salmoniformes, Salmonidae. The record is from RefSeq and is a predicted model, not a curated record.
UUGACAGAUUCACUCCUUCACACAAAAGAGACAGAUUUAAAGGACUCACAAAAGAUGGAGACUUCACAGAGGUCUCCCGUUCUGUCAUCCUUUCUGAUCUCAAUAAUAGUUGUGCUGAAUAUCAUCGUAUGGAUGCUUCUGAUGUCAGCAGUGGGAUUAGGGGCAAUGCACCUACAUGACUGCCCCUUACAGCCUUAUCUCCCCAUCUACCUGCUGGUGAUCGGGGUGACGUCCGUCACCUCCCUGCUCCUGUCCUACCUCAAUAACACACUGGAGACUGGCUUCCUAAGCCUACUGUGUUCCUUCUGCAUCCUCCUCCUCCAACUCUUCAACAUCGGCUGGUUCAUCACAGGGAGUGAGUGGGUGUACUCCAUAUUUCCCCCCAACUAUGAUUCGAACAGUGGAGAGAAGUACUGUCAGAGGACGAUAUACCUGUUUGCUUUCUGGUUCAACAGCCUGGGCAGCAUCUGUAUGGUUGUGGUGUUCUCCUGUGGAGUGUACUUCAUCUUCCUUACCUGUGUGAAAAUGGCAUUUAGAGGACACCAUUUAUUACAUUCACAUAAUAGAUCAUAUGGUGUGGAAGCUUGAGAACUCUGUGGCACUGAAACCUAACUAGCAUGGUUU